This is a messenger RNA of Fonticula alba, 2022 nucleotides long. RefSeq lists its product as hypothetical. Gene Ontology annotation, molecular function: oxidoreductase activity, acting on the aldehyde or oxo group of donors, NAD or NADP as acceptor. Lineage: Eukaryota; Rotosphaerida; Fonticulaceae. The transcript has 5 exons. The record is from RefSeq and is a predicted model, not a curated record. Bases 79 to 2013 code for a protein of 644 amino acids.
CCUCCCCUCCCCCUUCCCCCCUCUCCUCUGCUGCUCUCCCGUUCCCCCGCCCACCCUACCCGCCCGCACUUGACCAGGAUGGCUGCUCCGAAGAAUGUCCUCCGCUACCUGCGCGCACCCCCGAGUACCUUCGCCUUCAUCGACAAUGCCUAUAUCUGCCUGAGCAAAAGCGCCAGCACGGCCUCCCUCUCUGGCUUGAACGAGGAGACCCUGCCCCCUGGUGGCGGCAACACCUGCGACCGGUCGCUGGUCAUGGUGGAUCCGGCCACCGGCCUGCAUGUGGCAGAUGUCCCGGCCGCCGGGGUUGAUGUCGUCGACCGGGCUGUGAAGGCAGCCCAGCGGGCCUGGUACCCGGCCGAACAGCCAGCCACCGGCCCUUCGGUGGGCUGGCGCUUCUCCACCGGCCAUGAGCGCCAUUCGAUCUUGACCCGGCUCGGGGAGCUGAUCCUCGGCGACCGGGAGCGCCUGGCCCGCAUCGAGUCUCUGACCAUGGGCAAGCCCAUCGAGGCGGCCCGUCAUGAUGUUGACGAGACCGCGGCCACCUUCGCCUCGUACGGCCGCCUGUCGCAGCACUGCUUCGCUGACAGCCAUGCCCACUGUGCCAUGGACGCCGGCCCCGGUGCGGCGCCCGACUUCGGCAACGCCUUCCGCGCGGCCGUCGGCGCCCCGUGGAUGGCCGACAUGGAGGGAUUCCUCUCGCAGGGUGCCUUCCGCGCGCGCAUUCUCUCCGAGAGCGUGGGUGUCGUCGGGCAGGUGCUCCCUUGGAACUUCCCCCUCACCACGGCUGCUUGGAAGAUCGCCCCGGCCCUGGCGGCCGGCUGCUCGAUUGUUGUCAAGCCGAGUGAGUAUUCGCCAUUCUCCCUUUUGGAGCUGGUUGGGCUGGCGGCCAAGGCUGGCCUGCCGCCCGGUGUGCUGAACGUCGUCAUCGGCGAGCAGGCCACCGGCUCGGCCCUUGUCAACCAUGCCGGUCUGAACAAGAUCUCUUUCACCGGCAGUGGUCGGACCGGGUCUAUUGUGGCUUCGGAUGCGGCCAAAAACCUCAUCCCCUGCACCAUGGAGCUCGGCGGCAAGUCGCCGAUUGUCGUGUUCGAUGAUGUUGACAUUGACAAGGCCGCCCAGACGGUCCUCGACGGCUUUGUCUUCAACACGGGCCAAGUGUGUACGGCCACCACGCGCCUCAUCGUGCAGGAUACCAUUCGCGACCGGUUUGUCGCCCGGCUGGCGGAGCUGGCCGCCCAGGUGCAGACCAUCCAUCCGCUGGAGGUCCCGGCCGCCGGGGCCCCGAAGCAGACGCGCAUCGGGCCGGUGGUCUGCCGCAAGCAGGUGGACUUCAUCCGCGCGCCGAUCGAGGCCGAUAUGAAGACCGGCCACUCGAGCAUCAUCUUCCCGCCGCUGCCCAGCACCGAGGGCACUCCCCUGGAUCAGUGGCAUGCCCUGUGUCGGUCUGGGCACAUCAGCUUCGAGCAGACCGAGCGCCCGGCCCGCGAGGCCACCCUCCUGGCAUGGGACAUUGCCGAGGACUUCGACCCGGCGUCCCCGGCUACCGCGGCCCCGGAGCCCCUCCCCUUGGCCGAUGGGAACUUCGUCCGCCCGGUCAUCGUCCAGGUCAACUGCACCCAGUCCAGCCGGAUCUGGAAGCAGGAGGUCUUCGGACCGGUGCUGGCGGUGGCCUCCUUCUCCGAUGAGCAGCAUGCCCUGGCCCUGGCGCAUGAUACUGAGUUUGGCCUUGGCGCGGCGAUUCUGUCCGGUGUGUCAGACGGCCAGUCGCAGCUGCUGCCUGGCCUCGAGCAGGUCGCCUGCGCCGAUCGCCAGCGGCGCCUGGCGCGCAUCGAUUACAUGGUGCGCAACCUGCGCUCCGGCUAUGUGUGGGUCCAGAAUAGCCAGACGGCCCCGGUCUUCUUGCCCUUCGGGGGUGUUCUGCACAGCGGCUAUGGUCGCGAGCUCAGUAUCCACGGCUUGCAGAGCUAUCUCGUGGAGAAGAGCGUCCUCGAGGCGGUUGGUCGUGCGGACUAAGCCGAGCCU